AUGGUAUCCCUCAAGCAGGCAUUGGUUGCCGCUACUUGCAUCACGUCCUCUCUCGCCGUAGACGUCCUCGUGCAAUCUUCUGGAGGCAAUGUCACCGGCAAGUUUGGACAUCCUUACGGUUACGGUUUUCUUCAUGAGGACAUUAAUAAUUCCGGCGACGGCGGCAUCUACGCGGAAUUGAUACAGAACCGCGCUUUCCAGUACAGCAAAAGGUUCCCAGUGUCAACGGCCCACUACUUUCCUGUCAAUGGCGCAAAAUUCAGCAUCCAGAACGGAACGGCACCGCUUUCGAAAGCGUUACCUGCCUCCUUGCGAGUUACCGCUACUAAUAAGACCGGCAAGGCUGGUUUCAAGAAUGAGGGCUACUGGGGCAUUGAUGUCCGGCAACAAAAGUACACAGGAUCUUUCUGGGUCAAGGGCGCUUACAAUGGAUCGUUCACCGCAGCUCUCGAGUCGAACCUGACUAGUGAUAUUUUCGGGUCAGUCGAAGUAAAGUCAAAGGCUGUUGCGAAUAAGUGGACCGAGCAUACUUUUGAGCUUGUGCCUGAAAGGGAUGCGCCCAACUCGAACAACACAUUCUCAAUCACCUUCGAUCCCAAAGGCACGAAAUCAGGCGCGCUUGACUUCAAUCUCAUCAGUCUCUUUCCACCGACAUACAAGAACCGCAAGAAUGGACUGAGGGUUGACAUCGCUCAAGCGCUUGCUGACAUGAACCCCCACUUCCUUCGUUUCCCUGGUGGCAAUAUGCUCGAGGGCCUUACGAACGACACUCGCUGGGACUGGAAGGACACGCUUGGUCCCCUGAACACCCGGCCAGGCUUCCAGGGCACCUGGGGUUACCAGCAGACGCACGGUCUUGGGAUCAUGGAGUACCUUGAAUGGGCCGAGGACAUGAAUUUGCAGAUUGUGCUUGGUGUCUGGGCUGGCCUCGCACUUGACGGGGGAGUAACUGCCAAGGAGGACCUCCAACCCUUCAUCGACGACGCCCUCGACGAAAUCGAAUUUGUUUCCGGCCCAGCAAACUCCACCUGGGGCGCACGUCGCGCCGCGCUCGGCCAUCCCGAGCCUUUCGAGCUCAACUACGUCGAGGUCGGCAACGAGGACUGGCUUGCCGGAUUCCCUGGUGGGUGGAACUCGUACCGCGAGUACCGAUUCCCCAUGUUCUUCGACGCCAUCACCGCCGCAUACCCACACAUCCAAGUCAUUGCGUCGGGUGCAUCGAGCGACCCCGCCCCAGGAGGCCCGACCACAGGCCCGAAUAAGGUCAACGGACUUGAAUUUCCAAAGGGUGCGAUCGGAGACUACCACCCGUACCGCGAACCCGAUGACCUGGUCGAAGAAUUCAACAGAUUCGACAACGACAUUGGCCAUAUCAUCGGGGAAGUCGCAGCCACGCACGUCAACGGAGGAAUACGCUGGAACGGAACUCUAUACAAGUACCCAUGGUGGAUUGGCGCCGUUGGCGAAGCCGUCUCUCUCAUCGGGUAUGAAAGAAACUCUGACCGCAUCCCGGGCACAUUCUACGCGCCAGUAUUGAAGAACGUGAACCGAUUCCAAUGGCCUAUUACGCUACUACAGUAUGGCGCGGAUCCGAAACUGACGACCAAGGCGGUUACCUGGUAUUGCUGGUCUCUCUUCGCUCACCACCCCAUUUCGAGCACUUUGCCAACUACUUCUAACUCCAGCUACGGACCGCUCUACUGGGGUGCUGGAAAAGACGACAAGAGGAGUGGUGCACUAGUAUGGAAGGGCGCUGUGUUCAAUACUACGAACGGUGUAGAUGUGCCUGUUUCUGUGCACUUCCAGGGCGUUACACCGGGUACCAAGGCGAACUUUACGUUGUUGACGAACGCUGUUGGCGAUCCGUACAUGUACAAUGAUCCGUUUACGGGUAUCAAUAUUGUCAACACGACGACUACGCUGCUUUCGGCGGGAAGCAGCGGGGCUUUUGAGUUCAGUAUGCCGCAACUCAGUGUUGCGGUGUUGGAUACGGAUCCUGCUGGGGUUGGUGCAGGUGGAUACAAAAUGUAG
Molecule: messenger RNA, 2031 nt
Organism: Cucurbitaria berberidis CBS 394.84
Lineage: Eukaryota; Fungi; Ascomycota; Dothideomycetes; Pleosporales; Cucurbitariaceae
Product: glycoside hydrolase family 51 protein
Exons: 4
Coding region: 1-2031 (676 amino acids)
Biological process (GO): L-arabinose metabolic process
Molecular function (GO): alpha-L-arabinofuranosidase activity
Source: RefSeq, a predicted model, not a curated record